AAUGUCCGGUCUUUUACACACACACACACACUCACACACACGUAUAUUUCAGAUUCCCCUCUUUUUAUUAGUCAGGCAAAUUGAGGCCAGUGCAGGCACAUAUUCUAGUACUUGUACGCGCUCACAUAUUGAUCGCCUCGUCCGAGAAUAUAAGGAUAUAUAUUCACGCUUCGUUAUGUUGUGCUUCAUAAGUAGGUCAGGUUUCUCGCCGAGCCAACAGUCAUUUCAGGUUCAAACAGUACAGGCACAUUUGUGCAAGGCAUCAACUACAUGCAACCACCUAUUUACCCGUGAAGCGAUGAAUUGACCCAUAUACCGAACCGCAAGUGGCCCCAUAUAUAAAACCAUAAAGAGAAAGAGGUGGUAUGCGAUAUCACAGAGAAUAUCAUGUGGACUGAAUGACUCAAAGCAAUGGCUAACAUAGCAGUGAUCGGAGCUGGAGUUGUCGGACUGUCUACCGCUGUUAACAUCAUAGAGAGCGUCCCAGACGCUAGGGUCACUAUCUAUGCUGACCGAUGGUCACCUGAUACCGUCAGCGACGGAGCGGCUGGGUGCUUUGGGCCCAAACUUGGGGGUCCUAUGUAUCCCAUGGGCAUAGGAUUGGACCGUUUUAAAAUAUGGGGCAGGGAUUCAUUCAGGCACUACGACGCCGUGGCUCAUUCAGCAGACUCGUCAGAAGCCGGUGUCUUUGUCUUGUCUGGAUAUGAACUUUACAGCAAACCUGAGAACGUAUCCCCCUACAAUGCUACAGAACUGAUGUAUAACUACAGAGAACUCACCAAAGAAGAGAUGAAAAGGUUCCCUCCCAAGUACAAAGUUGGGUAUUUUGUCACUACGCUUAUGGCGGAGUGUCAACGCUACCUUCCGUGGCUUCUGAAACGUUUUAAGGGCAAAGGUGGUCACGUGGUACAGCAGAGGGUACAAACGUUGCAACAGUUCUGUGGUCAGUACGACCUGGUGGUCAACUGCACUGGUAUUGGGGCCAGAGAACUGCUGGGGGACACCGUCCUGAAACCCAUGAGAGGACAGGUCAUGCGCGUGAAGGCCCCGUGGAUUAGGCAUUACUACUUUACAGACAGUGACUGUUAUAUUUACCCUGGACAAGAUGCAGUUGUCUUGGGAGGAGUGAAACAAUACAAUGAAGACAGCUUGGAGGUGAAUGAGAAAGACAAAGCUACGAUAUUGAAAAACUGCUUGGAGAUGGUCCCCUCUUUAAAGGACGCAGAGUUCAAGUAUGACUGGGUCGGUCUUAGGCCGUCGAGGAAACCAGUUCGUGUGGAAUUGGAGGAAAUGAAAUUUGGAGACGAUAUCUUAAAGGUCGUCCAUAACUACGGCCACGGCGCCAGCGGGAUUGGCCUCAGUUGGGGUACUGCCGUGGAGGCGACACACCUGGUGAUGAAGGCAUUACGGAAGUUCCCUGCAAGUAAACUAUAGCGGCGUCCCGCACGCAUUGGAGCGACACCUAUGGAUUUUCCAAAGAACUUUGCGGGGCAUUUCAAGGUCUUAUUGUAUAAGAAGUGGUUAAAUGCACAUGCAUCAAUAUAUAGACUGACUUCAUUUGUUAUUUGUUAGAAUACAUAAUUUGAAAACAAAGACUAUUAGCAUUAUUUUAAGAUAAACACUAUUAUAUAAAAAUAGUUUGUUACAGGCUGUAACUGUAAUGGUAAGAAAGUGAAGUGGAAAUAAUUACAUAUCUUAUUGGGAUUUUUCUAAAAAAAGUAAAAAUUUGCAUAUGCACUUUGUCAUCUGUAAUAAACGAUUGUUUCAUUAGUACCGAGUGAUACUGUCGCAUUUUCCUUCGGUUUUGUUAGCAGCAACCCAUGCAUUAGUUUUUAAAACACAUCUUGUGGAUAAUCUUGUUUGUGACUAGAGAAUGACAAAAAAUUGAAAAACUAAGCAAGUAUUUUUUGUAAGUCCAUUGCGUUAAGUGUGAUGUAGAGUUAUCGAAAAAUACAUGCUGGGCGAUCUGGCCAUUGUGAAUAUUGUUUUCCCAACAGCACUUGGUAUUUCCCUGUGUGUAAUAUACAGUUCAUGUUAGAGUACGUCACUAAAAUUCUGUGAAAGUGUUUGAAUGGUGACUUUUGCCUAACUAAUGUUCAGUUUCACAUACACCAGUGGACACAAACUCGAGUGCGUGCUCGCACGCACAC
Lingula anatina is the source of this 2150-nucleotide messenger RNA. RefSeq names its product D-aspartate oxidase-like. Lineage: Eukaryota; Metazoa; Brachiopoda; Lingulata; Lingulida; Lingulidae. The record is from RefSeq and is a predicted model, not a curated record. Gene Ontology annotation, biological process: D-amino acid catabolic process. Gene Ontology annotation, cellular component: cytoplasm. Gene Ontology annotation, molecular function: D-amino-acid oxidase activity; FAD binding.